AUGUCAAGCCGCGACAAAGAGAAAGGCGUCAAUGUUCAAGUCCUUCUUCGUUGCAGGCCAUUUAGCGAUGAUGAAUUGAGGAACAAUGCUCCUCAGGUUCUGACUUGUAAUGAUUUGCAAAGAGAAGUUGCUGUUUCCCAAAACAUAGCUGGGAAGCACAUUGAUAGGGUUUUCACUUUCGAUAAGGUGUUUGGACCAUCGGCUCAACAGAAAGAUUUGUAUGAUCAGGCUGUUGUUCCAAUUGUGAAUGAAGUACUUGAAGGUUUUAAUUGUACAAUAUUUGCGUAUGGCCAGACUGGUACUGGGAAAACAUAUACAAUGGAAGGAGAAUGUAGAAGGUCAAAGAGCGGGCCAACUGGAGGUCUUCCGCCAGAAGCAGGUGUUAUACCUAGAGCUGUAAAACAAAUCUUUGAUACUCUCGAGGGUCAGCAAGCUGAGUACAGUGUUAAAGUCACGUUUUUGGAACUCUACAAUGAAGAGAUUACCGAUUUGCUAGCUCCUGAGGAUAUCACCAGAGGUUCUUCAGAAGAUAAACAAAAGAAACCAUUGCCUCUAAUGGAGGAUGGCAAAGGUGGUGUUCUUGUUAGAGGAUUGGAAGAGGAAAUUGUGACAAGUGCCAAUGAAAUCUUCACUUUGCUUGAGAGAGGUUCCUCUAAACGGCGAACUGCUGAAACAUUCUUGAAUAAACAAUCCAGUCGGUCACAUUCCCUCUUCUCAAUAACAAUACAUAUCAAAGAAUCUACUCCAGAAGGUGAAGAACUAAUUAAGUGUGGCAAGCUGAACUUAGUUGACUUGGCUGGAUCAGAAAAUAUAUCACGUUCUGGUGCUAGGGAUGGCCGCGCUCGAGAAGCUGGUGAAAUAAACAAAAGUCUUCUUACCUUAGGGCGAGUGAUCAGUGCUUUGGUUGAACAUCUUGGACACAUUCCUUACAGGGAUAGUAAGCUUACCCGCUUGCUACGUGAUUCACUUGGUGGGAGAACGAAGACAUGUAUCAUAGCAACAGUUUCACCUGCUGUUCAUUGUCUCGAAGAAACCUUAAGUACUCUAGAUUAUGCACACAGGGCAAAGCAUAUUAGGAACAAACCAGAGGUUAACCAGAAAAUGAUGAAAUCUACUUUGAUAAAGGACCUUUACGGUGAAAUAGAAAGACUUAAGGCGGAGGUCUAUGCUUCCCGUGAGAAAAAUGGUGUUUAUAUGCCAAAAGAGAGAUACUAUCAAGAAGAGAGUGAAAGAAAGGCAAUGGCUGAACAGAUUGAGCAGAUGGGUGGUCAGAUUGAGAAUUAUCAAAAACAACUUGAGGAGUUGCAAGACAAGUGUAUCGGUCAAGUACAGGAGUGCUCUGAUCUGACUAGCAAGCUUGAUACCACUGAGAAAAUUUUGAGCCAAACAAGCAAAAUGCUUGCUUCCACAAACGAGGAAUUGAAGAAAUCUCAAUACGCCAUGAAGGAGAAAGAUUUCAUCAUUUCAGAGCAGAAGAAAUCUGAAAAUGUACUGGUUCAGCAAGCUUGCAUUUUACAAUCCAACUUAGAGAAAGUUACUAAAGACAAUGCUUUGUUACACCAAAAACUUGGAAGAGAGGACAAGCUCAGUGCGGAUAACAGAAAAGUGGUCGACAAUUAUCAAGUAGAACUUUCUGAACAAAUUUCCAAUCUGUUCAAUAUGGUUGCUUCAUGUCUGUCCCAGCAAAGUUCACACCUUCAGGAUGUUAACAAACUGUCCCAAUCUCGUUUAGAGGCACACAACAAGGCCAUUCUAGAAAUGAAAAAUAAGGUUCGAGCUUCAAGGGAUUUGUAUAGUUCUCACUUAGAGGCAGUGCAGAAUGUAGUCCGCUUGCACAAGGCAAACUCAAAUGCUUCUCUUGAGGAAGUUUCAGCAUUGGCGACUUCAAGUGCAUGUUCUAUUGAUGAGUUUCUUGCUUCAGGGGAUGGGACAACAACAUCGCUAUUCGAUGAACUUCAGAAUGCUCUUUCGUCCCACCAGGGAGAAAUGGCUCUCUUUGCGAGAGAACUGAGACAGAGGUUCCACACAACGAUGGAGCAAACACAGAAGAUGUCUGAAUACACAAGUACAUUCUUUCAGAAGCUUUUCGAAGAGUCAAAAAAUGCUGAGAAUCGUGUUGCAGAAGCAAAUGAUAGCCAAAUAAAUAGCAUUAUCGAUUUUCAGAAGACUUACGAGGCUCAGUCAAAAUCGGAUACAGAGAAACUUAUAGUGGAUUUAACUGACUUAGUCUCAAGUCACGUGGAUUCAAGACUCCAUAACUUUAAAGAUGCUGUCUCUUCCAACAAAACUUUCUUGGAUGAACAUGUCUCGGCUGUAAAUAAGCUGGCUAAGGACGCAAAAAGAAAGUGGGAGACAUUUUCCAUGGAAGCUGAGAAUGAGGCCGAAGAAGGUGCUGAUUUCUCAGCUGCAAAACAUUGUCGAAUGGAGUUGCUGCUUCAGCAAUCUAUGAGUCAUGCGGAAUCAGCUGUCAAACACUGCAAGACAACUCAUGAAUCUCUAAAGGAGAUGAACAGUAAGCAAGUGGCAGAUAUCUCAUCACUUGUUAGGACUGCUUGUGAUAAUAACGAGCUGCACGAUGCGGAAGUAGAUUCUGCAAAGACUGCAGCUGAGAAAGAUGUAACCAAGACUAGUAAUGAGAUAAUCCAGCAAAUUGAUCGCAUGUCAGAAGACGAAAAAGCGUCAGUAUCACAAAUCUUGGAAAAUGUCAAGACACAUGAAAAAACUCUUGCAAGUUUCCAGCAGGAUCAUUGUUGCCAAUCCAGAUGCAUUGAGGAUAAAGCUCAAGAAACUUUUCAACAACGAUACAUGGAGUAUGAGCCCACAGGGACAACUCCAGCAAAGAGUGAACCAGAAGUCCCAACCAAAGCCGCCAUUGAAUCACUACGAGCCACGCCAAUAGAGACACUGCUUGAAGAGUUCCGUGAGAACAACUCUUAUGAAUCCUUUGCGACGAAGGAAUCAAAACCGCAACAGCUAACACGGUCGCCUCUCUCACAAGUCAAUUAG
Messenger RNA from Arabis nemorensis, 3006 nucleotides. The record is from the annotation of a GenBank genome assembly. Lineage: Eukaryota; Viridiplantae; Streptophyta; Magnoliopsida; Brassicales; Brassicaceae.